Molecule: messenger RNA, 1131 nt
Organism: Sphenostylis stenocarpa
Lineage: Eukaryota; Viridiplantae; Streptophyta; Magnoliopsida; Fabales; Fabaceae
Source: the annotation of a GenBank genome assembly
AUGAAUGGAAGGAACAGGUUCCCCUUCACUCCCUCCCAGUGGCAAGAGCUUGAACACCAAGCCCUCAUCUACAAAUACAUGGCUUCAGGUAUCUCUAUCCCUCCUGACCUUCUCUUCACCAUCAAAAGGACCCACUUGGACUCUCCUCUCUCCUCAAGGCUCCUGCCUCACCAGUCUCAACACUUUGGGUGGAACUAUUUGCCAAUGGGGUUGGGGAGGAAAAUAGACCCUGAGCCAGGGAGAUGUAGGAGAACAGAUGGGAAGAAAUGGAGGUGCUCAAAGGAGGCGUAUCCAGAUUCAAAGUACUGCGAGAGGCACAUGCAUAGAGGGAAAAACCGUUCAAGAAAGCCUGUGGAAGUUUUGAAAACAACACCAACGACAGCAACAACAAACACAGAUGCCUCAACCCCCACAAUCUUAUCAAUCACCAAAAACAGUCCUGCACUCUCCCCAACCACACAUUCUCUCUCCGCGUCCUCUCAUGACACUUACCAUCAUCACCACCCUCAACAUUCCUCCCACUCCUUCCUCUAUCAUCAACCCUCGAGACCCUCUUCCGGUGUUGCUUUGUCAUUUCAAGACAACAGUGCCCCCUUGUUUCUCGACACUGUUUCUUGCUCUCAGAAUAACAACACUGACUGCAGGUAUGUGUAUGGACUGAAGGAGGAGGUGGAUGAACAUGCCUUCUUCACCGAACCUUCUGGAACAAUGAGAAGCUUCUCUGCUUCCUCAAUGGAAGAUUCAUGGCAACUCACGCCACUGACCAUAAGCUCAUCUUCCUCUUCAAAACAGAGGAGUUGCUCUGGUUUAUCCAACGACAACAACGAGUACUCCUACUUGCAACUUCAGAGCCUCAGUGGCAACAACUCAAAACAGCCACAGCAAGAUCAGGGUUGCUACAUAUCAGGCACUGGCAGUGAUAUCAAGUGUGAAAGCUUCAUGAAACUUGGGAAAGAAGAACCUCAGAAAACUGUUCAUCGCUUCUUCGAUGAAUGGCCCCCCAAGAGCAGAGGAUCGUGGCUAGAUUUGGAUGAUAAAUCAUCCACCACCCAGCUUUCAAUUUCCAUUCCCACUUCUUCUCAUGAUUUUGCAACUUUCAGUUCAACAACCCAACGAGGUAAUGAACAAUGA